AUGCGGCCGUGAGCGCGGCGGGGCCGGGCGCCGCCGCGAUGCUCCGCCGCAGCCUCAGCCGCCUGUGUGCUGGGGAGGAGAAGCGGGUGGGCACGCGCACCGUGCUGGUCGGGCACCGGCCCGUGGCGGACACCGAGGCGUACGUGGCACAGAAGUUCUGUGACAACAGGAUUGUCUCCUCCAAGUACACCCUCUGGAACUUCCUCCCCAAGAACCUUUUCGAGCAGUUUCGAAGAAUUGCCAACUUCUACUUCCUCAUCAUCUUCCUCGUGCAGGUGAUAGUGGACACCCCAACCAGCCCGGUGACCAGUGGCCUCCCGCUCUUCUUUGUCAUCACUGUCACAGCUAUCAAACAGGGGUACGAGGACUGGCUGAGGCACAGAGCUGACAACGAGGUGAACAAAAGCAACGUCUUUGUCGUGGAAAAUGCAAAGCAAGUGCGGAAAGAGAGUGAAAAAAUCAAGGUUGGAGACAUCGUGGAAGUGAAAGCAGAUGAGACCUUCCCCUGUGAUUUGAUAUUUCUGGCCUCCAGCAGCACUGAUGGCACCUGCUAUGUCACCACAGCGAGCCUGGACGGCGAGUCCAACUUCAAGACCCACUACGCCGUGCGGGACACCGCCGUGCUCUGCACCGACGAAGCCAUCGACACCCUCACGGCCACCAUCGAGUGUGAGCAGCCCCAGCCCGACCUCUACAAAUUUGUUGGAAGGAUUAUCAUCUAUGGGAGUAACCAAGAGCCUGUAGCCAGGUCUUUGGGUCCUGAAAACCUGUUGUUGAAAGGUGCUACCCUCAAAAAUACCAAGAAGAUUUACGGAGUUGCAGUCUAUACUGGCAUGGAAACAAAAAUGGCUCUCAACUACCAAGGGAAAUCUCAGAAACGCUCUGCAGUGGAGAAAUCCAUCAACGCUUUCUUGAUAGUGUAUUUAUGCAUCUUAUUGGGCAAGGCCACCGUGUGCACGACUCUGAAAUAUGUCUGGCAGAGUAAUCCAUUUAAUGAUGAGCCUUGGUACAACGAGAAGACUAAAAAAGAGAGAGACACGUUCAAGGUGCUGCGGAUGUUCACGGAUUUCCUGUCCUUCAUGGUCCUCUUCAAUUUCAUCAUCCCCGUCUCCAUGUACGUUACGGUGGAGAUGCAGAAGUUCUUGGGCUCCUUCUUCAUCUCCUGGGACAAGGAGAUGUACGACGAGGAGAUCCAGGAGGGAGCGUUGGUGAACACCUCGGACCUGAACGAGGAGCUGGGCCAGGUGGAGUACGUGUUCACAGACAAGACAGGCACCUUGACAGAGAACAGCAUGGAGUUCAUCGAGUGCUGCAUCGAUGGGCACAAGUACAAGGACUGCAUGGCAGAGGUGGAUGGCUUCUCCCAGCCUGAUGGGCCCCUCAAGUACUAUGGCAAGGCUGAGAAGAGCCGUGAGGAGCUGUUCCUGAGAGCCCUGUGCCUGUGCCACACGGUCCAGAUCAAGGAGGCAGACCAGGUGGAUGGGCUGGUGGCACACCCAGAACGCAAAUACACCUACAUCUCCUCCUCCCCAGAUGAGAUCGCUCUGGUCAAAGGCGCAGAAAAGUAUGGUUUCACUUUUCUAGGACUUGAAAACAAUUUCAUGAAAAUCCGAAACCAAAAGAAUGAAACUGAGAUGUACCAACUUCUGCACGUGCUGAACUUUGAUCCUGUCCGGCGGCGCAUGAGUGUCAUUGUGAGAACCAGCACAGGAAAGUUGCUUCUCUUCUGCAAAGGAGCAGACUCCUCCAUUUUUCCGAGGGUCCAGCAAGAAGAAAUCCAGCAAACAAAAGUCCACGUGGACCGCAAUGCCAUGGAUGGCUACCGAACGCUCUGUGUGGCCUUCAAGGAGCUGACUGAAAAGGAGUAUGACAGAAUUGACAGGCAGCUCAAUGAGGCCAAGAUGGCUCUGCAGGACAGGGAGGAGAAGAUGGCCAAGGUUUUUGAUGACACAGAAGCAGACAUGCACCUGAUUGGGGCUACAGCUGUAGAGGACAGGCUGCAGGAGCAGCUGGCAGAGACCAUCGAGGCCCUGCACGCCGCUGGCAUGAAGGUGUGGGUGCUGACGGGGGACAAGAUGGAGACGGCCAAGUCCACGUGCUACGCCUGCAGGCUGUUCCAGACCAGCACGGAGCUGCUGGAGCUGACGGCCAGGACGGUGGGCGAGGGCGACAGGAAGGAGGAUCGGCUCCAUGAGCUGCUGCUGGAGUACCACAAAAAGCUCAUCCAGGAGCUGCCCAAAAACAGGGCCGGCCUCAAGAGAAGCUGGACGUUGAGUCAGGAGUAUGGACUGAUCAUAGAUGGCUCCACGCUGUCGCUGAUACUCAACCCCUCUCAGGACUGUGGCUCCAGCAAUUACAAAAGCAUCUUCCUGCAGAUCUGCCUGAAGUGCACUGCAGUGCUCUGCUGCCGGAUGGCUCCCCUGCAGAAAGCACAGAUUGUGCGAAUGGUGAAGAACACGAAAGGAAGCCCGAUAACCCUGUCCAUAGGGGAUGGUGCAAAUGAUGUCAGCAUGAUUCUGGAAGCACAUGUUGGGAUAGGGAUCAAGGGCAAGGAAGGACGCCAGGCCUCCAGGAACAGCGACUAUGCUGUGCCAAAGUUUAAACACUUACGAAAACUGCUACUAGCACACGGGCAUUUAUAUUAUGUGAGAAUAGCACACCUUGUACAGUAUUUCUUCUAUAAGAACCUUUGCUUCAUUUUACCACAGUUUUUAUACCAGUUCUUUUGUGGAUUCUCACAGCAGCCACUGUAUGAUGCUGCUUACCUGACCAUGUACAACAUCUGCUUCACGUCGCUGCCCAUCCUGGCUUACAGCCUGCUGGAGCAGCACAUCAGCAUUGACACCCUGACCUCGGACCCUCAGCUCUACAUGAAGGUGUCAGACAAUGCCAUGCUGCAGUGGAGGCCCUUCCUGUACUGGACCUUCCUGGGCGCCUUUGAAGGACUCGUGUUUUUCUUUGGGGUUUAUUUUCUUUUCCAAAACUCCUCCUUGGAAGACAACGGAAAGGUGUUUGGGAACUGGACCUUUGGGACGAUUGUCUUCACCGUGCUGGUGUUCACCGUCACUCUCAAGCUAGCGUUAGAUACCCGAUUCUGGACGUGGAUGAACCACUUUGUGAUUUGGGGCUCCCUUGCUUUCUAUGUGUUUUUCUCAUUCUUUUGGGGAGGAGUCAUUUGGCCUUUCUUGAAGCAGCAAAGAAUGUAUUUUGUAUUUGCUCAUAUGCUGACUUCUGUUUCCACAUGGCUCGCAAUAAUUCUCCUGAUCUUUAUCAGCCUUUUCCCAGAAAUUCUUCUAAUAGUUUUAAAAAAUAUAAAAGAGAAAAAUCAUCAGAGCAGCAGGAGGGCACCUGAUUCAUUGUCGGCCAGACCUUCUGUCAGACCUCUUCUUUUAAGAACGUUCUCAGAUGAGUCUAAUGUGUUGUAACAGGCUGGCCCCUUUGAUCUGCCUGUGUUAGUGUCAUACAAACGUAUAGAGAAUGGUUAUGUGAAGGCUGAAGAUGCUGUUACUAAUCUGGCAGAAAGAUAUCCUCUCAGGAUACCUUAAAGUGCUCCACACAAACGUUGUCAUGCUGUAGGAACCCACGGUUUUAACCUGGCAGUGACCUUUGAUAGCACCAAGGACUGCGAGCAGCCUGCUUGGGAGAGCAGCCAGGGCACUGGCCCCACGUCAGGCUUUGGUCUUGAGGCUUCCCUGCCCUCCCAGAAAAACCAGUUCUGCCAAAUCCUGCAUCAUUGGAGCUGGGACAGCAUCGUUGGGAGCUCGCCCCAGCAGCACGGAUCGAAUGCAGGCGUGCAGUGCCAGCCCCAUCACACACAGGGCUGUGUGCCCGCUGCGAUCUGCCCCGGAGCAGCAGGGCUGCUCACGCUCCUGCUCUGCCUGACCAAAGAAGUAGCACAGACUCCAACCCAGUGACAUUCCCCUGCAGCCCUGGAGGCACUGGGACGAGGCUGCUGCCCUCACACAGGAGGUGGAUGCGGCCCUGGAGCCCCUCUCCUGGUGCUGGUGCUGGGCUGUGCUGCCUCGCUGGCAGCUGCCGUCCCCAGCCACGGGUGCCCGGAUGGACACGGCAGGAUCGCUGAGAAUUCGGGAGAAACCUUUGCCCCUGUGUCCUGCAGAUGGAGCUGGAAACAGCCUGUGGUCUGGCCGCAGCAGUGGUGUCUGUGAAGACCUGCAGUGCUGGAAGUGCCAGAGCAUCCUCUCACAAGCGGUUUGCUGCUGGGUUUGUUCCUGCUGCAGAGUGAAGAAAAGGUUGUUCUGUGGCUGUUUGUGAUGGAAGGAAGCUUUGUGGGGGAAAAAGGAAUCCCAGAAGCUGGGCUGUGCCAGACUCUGAGCCCCAGUGCCCAGGCUCCUCUGCUGUGCUUGCAUUACUGCACUGUGCAGUGGCUCCAACACUGUAAAGGGUGAGGGACAGUGUGGUCCUUGGCUGAUCCCAGGGACAUGGGCUGUGCCUGUCAACCUGCAGGUGUAUGAAAAUGCAUCUUGAGUUAUUUGCACUAAGAAAAAAGAAGACCGUUUGAAAUGGAAUACAUGAACCUGAUUUCAUUUUACAUUUCUUUUUAAAUUGGCAUGUUCUUUUCAAAUCUACCUGUACCAUGGUAGUAGGAACUUUCCUCUUUAGGUUCUGCACAGCAAAGGUGAGAUGCCUGACUCUCAAUAUUUUUUUUUGUCUUAUACUUCAUGUGUGGCAAGAGCAGCUUGUUUUGUUGUGUGAAGUCGUGAGCAGUGACAGCAGGCUGUGUGCCCUGCUGGGUGGUGUGACAGUCCUGCCUCGUGCUCAUGUCCCCCAGAGGAGCUGCAGGAGAAGCUUGGGGCUCCUUUCAGAAGCAGCAAGCUCUGCACUGCUGCUGGGUUUGGCUCCUGCUCGCUCAGCUUUGUGUCAACAGAACCAUUUGGGACAGACAGAACAUUCCCCUCACCAAAUUAACUGCAGACUGUUAAUUGUUGGAAGAAUCAAGCCUUGCUCUCUGGCUGCCGUCCCUGCGGUUCGUCUGCGGCUGGUGCGGAUCGGCUGCUGGCAAAUCCUCUGGUGCAUCGUGAGGAGGUUGGAUGGCCUUACCUGAGUGGGAGAGGGCAGUGCACAGUCCCUGGGGCUGCCCUGCCCUCGCCCAGCACGGGAGGGGUUGGAUGGAAGGAUGGACAGGAGCACUGUGCCAUACACUCUGCACUGGCCUCAGCGCGAGCGGCGUUCGCACUCGGCUCCUGCUGCAUGCGGGGCAGGAGCUGCACUGCCAGCAUGUGCCCGUGGGCAAAGCUCUCAUCUCCUGCUUCUGUUUGCUUUUCCCAUUUUCCUAGCUCAUUUCACAGACCUAGAGUUCGACUUGCAGCCCUUGUCCCGUGCUCAGCUUUCCCUGCAGAAAUGUGGUGCCUACAGAUGAAGUAUGUGAUGAAUACAAUGGAGAUGUGCUCUAUAUGCCAAAUCUAACCAUUCUCCUUAAAUACACGGUUGCUGACUUGUGUUUACAUAACCUCUGAAAAAUGGGCACUAAAAUGCCUCAUUCCUGUGAUUCAGAACCAUUCCAAGCCCGAAUGGUCCCAAGCUUGACACCUUGCUUCUGAGUUUGCUUUGUGUCAUGCUCUGCUCCAGGGGUCAGAGCGUUCCCCUGGGAUUCCAUUGGUGUCAGUGGGAGCAGUGGAACCUGACGUGUGUGUGAACUGUUCAAAUAGUCACUUAACCAGGAUAAUUCCUGCUGCCUGUCUCAAGUCAGAGCCUUCUGAGAACCAAAUCUUUCUCUUGGCCUUUCCAAGUGUCCUGUCUCCAGCUGGAACAAGCCAUUGCAAUAGCUGAACAUUCAAACCCAAGGUGUGCAGGGUGGAAUUCAUGUGGAAUCUCUUGAAUAGCAGCUCUUUUGGGGAAAAUGCAGUUUUUCUUGGGCUUGGAUCUUCGGGUAGUGCCCUGGUGUGGGGCUGGGUGCCAGGACAGCCAGGAUGCCCCGGUCCUGCAGGAGAGCUGAUCCUCGUCACCCAGCAAUGGCAAAACCAGAAUUCCAAUUGCUGUGGGUGACUCAGGGGACACAGGAGCCCCUUCUGAGGCUGGAGAGGGCCAGGAGAGGCGCUGGUCAGGCUGUGAGGUGUGGGGCAGCAGGGCUGGCGUGGCAGCAGUGGCACAGGGAUGCCCUGGUGGGGUCCCUGGUGCGCUCACGGUGCCCUCAGGUACACUAAAGGUCAGUACAGGCUUUUCGGUGGAGAAACUUGAAGGAAAAAAGGCUGGGCUUUUCUCAUCGUAAUUUGUUGAAGUUUUAUCACUGACUAGUGACACUGAAAGAUAAGGAAAGUAAUUAAGAUUCCCUCUAAAACUCUUAUGUGAUAACAGCGGAGCUUGGUGUAGUCAUAGCGACUUCUCAAAAACUAAUCCUAAUCAUUAUGAGAAUAUUAUAAAUGACUUGGAAUUGCAUAAAAGCUUCAAAUUGAAUUUGUAUACACACAGUUGAAAAACUUUCCUAAUACUGCACCAUUUAUCCAAUUUCCCAGCUAUAAAUUUUUUUAAAAAACCAUGUAGUGUAUAGAAAAUGUAAAUUAUAUACAGGUAAUGAGCAGAUACAUUUUCAGCUUCUUGCAAAGAAAAAGGACUGCAACCUUACAUUUUUUCACUUAAAUGCAAUUUUAUACAUUUAUGUUGCUUUAUAUCAAGGAAAUUGAAUGUGAAUGUUACCUUUUAUGAAUGCAACUUGCUCUUUUUUCAUUACAGAAACUUUUGUUUGAAGUAAUCAAUAAACUUUGGUAUGUUGUUCUGAUUAAUAUA
Molecule: messenger RNA, 6741 nt
Organism: Melospiza melodia melodia
Lineage: Eukaryota; Metazoa; Chordata; Aves; Passeriformes; Passerellidae
Gene: ATP11C
Product: ATPase phospholipid transporting 11C
Exons: 30
Coding region: 39-3425 (1128 amino acids)
Biological process (GO): phospholipid translocation
Cellular component (GO): endoplasmic reticulum; recycling endosome; plasma membrane
Molecular function (GO): ATP hydrolysis activity; ATP binding; magnesium ion binding
Source: RefSeq, a predicted model, not a curated record